ACCUGCUUUAUGGUUACCACGUGUUUCCCCCCCUCCUCCUCCCCCUAUGCUGCCUGGCACCAGAUCUAUUGAAAGGGAUAUAUUCUUUCUUGAACAGAAUCUGGCUGGAAGUUGAACAUGGCAUUUCAUUCUUUCUGGAAAGCAGUUGCCAUGAUGGAAAAACACAGAACUGCUUUUUUGUCCAUUUCAUGUGCUGGAUUGUUUGGUGCCAACUUGACUUUUCACGUCUUCUCAAAGGAGUUGUUCAAAUCAAUAUAUCAGGCCUGGGACCAUGGAAAACCAUUGGGGCUUUCAGAAGAUUUGCAGAACCUGUUCCAUAACAUCCUCCAUGAUGUCAGAGUGAAGUCAGCAGAUCGUUACGAUGCCAUUAAGACUUGCACGCUGCACCCCAUAAGCGCUGGUCUACCAUGGAGAGCCAAAGGUUGUGUGGUGGGCAUCCCAUAUCAUUUCAGUGAUAGAUUGAGUGGCGAACAGCAGAUUGCCAAGAUAGACGUUCAGCUUAGAGGCAAGAAAGUGAACUGGACAAGCCCAGAGGGCCUGGCUUUGAAGGAUGCCUUGACACUUUCUUCAGAGGCUCAGAAGUUUGCCAUUGCAAGAGAGAUCAUUGACUUGCAACAAAAUAGGCCUUUAAUAUGUGCAACUGUUGGUCCUAUUUGUCUGGCUGGGUCCUAUAUUUCUGGAGUAACUGUAAAGCAGGUCUUGGGUUUAUAUUAUGCUCCAGUAUUACUGCGAAGCAUUUACAACAUGGCAGUUGUGGCACUCGGGCUGAUGGGCUAUUGUCUGUUAUAUGACACUAUAAGCCAGGCAUUUGAUUAUAGGACAGACAGAAAGACAGCUUCCAUUUCUCCCAGUUUUGCUAGAGGUGGGGUGGAAUUCUACAAUAAAGUUCUGUCACAGAAUAAGGCUUUUCGGACUAUCUUGGGUAAUGAAGGAGAGCAAAUAUAUGCUUCAAAUGGUAAUAUUCUCCCAAAGUUCAGAUUAAAGCAUCCAUCAUAUACUUCCAGAAGAAACUUCAUUAGUAAUAUUUUAAACGCACACCAGGCACAGGAAAAACAUGGUUGAAAUUUAAGAUAAUAAAUUAUGGGUUGUUUUUUUUAAAGUUGCAGUCUGGCAACUUUUCUUAAAAUGUCAUUACUGUUAAUAUAUAGUGGGGGGGAAGAUUGGUGGUGGUGUUAUCUGGUUACAGGUUUUCCAUGGAUUAAAUUUUAAAAAAAUAUAAAUCUCACAUCAAAGGUUGUAAAAGUCUCUUAUAUCCAUAUUAAAAUCCAAGUAUUGCCUACCAAGUCAUGAG
Molecule: messenger RNA, 1291 nt
Organism: Pseudonaja textilis
Lineage: Eukaryota; Metazoa; Chordata; Lepidosauria; Squamata; Elapidae
Source: RefSeq, a predicted model, not a curated record